Molecule: messenger RNA, 537 nt
Organism: Aspergillus udagawae
Lineage: Eukaryota; Fungi; Ascomycota; Eurotiomycetes; Eurotiales; Aspergillaceae
Exons: 2
Coding region: 1-537 (178 amino acids)
Molecular function (GO): glucan endo-1,3-alpha-glucosidase activity
Source: RefSeq, a predicted model, not a curated record
AUGGAAGCACGCCCAAAAGCACCGUCGACGGAAACAACCGUGACAGAGAUGACAACGUUGGAGAAGAUAUGGGGCAAACUGUUUAAGGAAGGCAAGCCAACCAAGAGACUAGGCCAGCUCUUACACAGCAUAGCAGUCCAUCUGGUAAGCAUGGAUGCCGUUGAUUGGAGGAAUUUCGCAGCUGACAGUGUGAAAGACCCCGGUGGUAUCCUCAAGGUGUCACAGUCACAUCAAAUGAGGAACAAACGCCUUCCUGAUGGAGCGGUGGGAUUGGGCUUCCACGAUGAUCACAAGAUGACGGGACAAACGAAGUGGGCUCCAAAAAGCCCAGCCACCACGUUCCGUGCCAAGGGAGUCCGGGGGCAACGCUCCCGAAAGCCCGAGAUAGAGCCAGGUGGUGUAUCCUAUCUAAAACUCCUUAACAAAUCCGAGGGUCUGGCCUAUAUGACGCCGGUAUCUCCAUGGUUCUAUACCAAUUUGCCCGGCUACGGCAAGAAUUGGCUUUGGCGCGGGGACCACCUUUGGCAUGAUCGCUAG